Haliotis rubra (blacklip abalone) is the source of this 3110-nucleotide messenger RNA. RefSeq names its product ankyrin-3-like. The record is from RefSeq and is a predicted model, not a curated record. Gene Ontology annotation, cellular component: nucleus; cytoplasm. NCBI's taxonomy places the organism in Eukaryota, Metazoa, Mollusca, Gastropoda, Lepetellida, Haliotidae. Gene Ontology annotation, molecular function: protein binding. The transcript has 2 exons. Bases 66 to 2957 code for a protein of 963 amino acids.
CUAGGGAAGUCAUCACUACGAUCCUGCCUGAAGACAUCUUUGCUAAACUGCCAAAAGGUACCCGAAUGGAAGUCUGCAUCAGUGCAUCUCUUCCACUCACCCCUCUGGACGUGGAUAUAUUCGAGUUAAAAGGUGAAAAGUGGAUUACAGAAUACGCAACUGACAUUACCAGGAAGGAUGAAAUAGGUCGUAGCAUGCUCCACCAAGCGGCCAUACUUGGAAAUAGAACUGUUGUCAGUUUAAGUCUUAAAUCUGGCUGCAAUGUAGAUGAUCCAGAUAGUCUUGGAAACACUGCUCUUCACUAUGCAGUAACAUCAGAGCAAAAUAGUGCGUCUGUGUCUAGGCUGCUUAUUGAAGGAGGAACAAACAUCGAGGUGGUUAACAGAGAUGGAUACACACCACUACACCGUGCUGUCGCUAAGAAGAACUUGGAGAUAGUUGAACUCUUUGCAGAAAAGUUUGGAAUGGAAGAGAGCAAUCCUACAUCCAGCAACCCUACAGACAUAUCAUAUCUUACAAAACUCAUGGUCAAACAUGGAGCAGACGUCAACGCUCUCAACAAAGAAAAGCUCACACCAUUACAAGUGGCUGCUUCGUGGCAAAGUUUUGAUGUUGUGGCAGUUUUACUUACUGAAGGCGCGGACGCGAAUGUUGUCGAUACAAAUGGUCAAACACCACUGCACCAUGUAUAUGGGUCAAACCAGAAAACUGGUGCAGUUACUAAGACAUACAGACUAAAGGAAGCACUUGGAAUAAGUCAUGUUGGGUCCCAAUCUGUAGUUACAGAUGAACCUGAUAAUGAUGGAGCUAGUGAAGCUCCAUCUUCAAAGUUAAACAUACCAGAUAGUGCAGGUAAUACUCCACUCCACAGUGCACUCACGGGAAACUUCACACAAGGAGCUAUCACUCUAGUGAAAGCUGGGGCAAGUGUAAAUACCAAGAACAAUAUAAUGGAUACACCCCUCCAUACACUUGCGGGAAAUACAAACACGGAGAUUACUAAGAGCGAAAAUAAUGCCGUGAUAAAGGUUAUUGAAUGCAGCAGAGAUGUCGAUGUUAAAGAUAACAGUGGUAAUACACCACUAAUGCUGGCUGUCGAGAUGAACAAAGACAUCUCACCACUGCUCAAAGCUGGAGCGGAAGUCAAUGCUAAAAAUAAACAUGGCGGUGCAUCACUAAUCAUAGCUGUUCAAAGGGACCAUGUGAAAAUGGUAGAAACAUUAAUAAAGGCCGGAUCUGAUGUGAACACGAGCAGUGCACAUGGUGAUACAGCUUUGAUGAUAGCUGUAGAGAGGGGAUGUGAGGAAAACGUUUCAGCAAUACUCCAAUGUGGGGCAGAUGUAAAUGCUUCCAAUACCUGUGGUGAAACAGCGCUCCACAAAGUUGUUAAGCAUGCAAUAUCAAAGCAAUGUAUGUAUGUACAUGCGAGAAGAAACGUUGAGGAAAAAGGUAAAAGACCUUCAAGUCCAUUCAAUUUAAGUCAUGAUAUUGCAGACAUUGUUGAAACUCUUCUCAAAGGUGAAGCCGACAUCAAUGCCAAAGAUCACAAAGGUCAAACACCUCUGAUGACUGCUAUAGAGGGAAUUUCAAAGGAGAGAGAGGGAGAAAUUAACCUUAUCCCACAAUUAAUUGCUGGGGGAGCUAAUGUGAACGCUCAAGAUUCGGUUGGUCAGACGCCCCUGAUGAUGGCUGUAAAAGCCGGAUAUGAUAUAUCACCACUACUUAAAGCUGGGGCAGAUGUCAUUUCAAAGAACAAAUCUGGUAAAACAGCGCUGCAUCUUGUCUAUGAAUACUAUUAUUUCCCUCCCAUAAAAAGAACCUCAAUGUGUUUCGACCAUGACAAGGAAAGGAAAAACAACAACGCUUCACAACUGAUUGCUGCUGGAGCUGACGUCAGUGCUCAAGAUGAUAACGGUAACACGCCCCUGAUGAUGGCUGUAGCAGCAGGACAUGAUAUCUCACUACUACUCACAACUGGGGCAGAUGUCAAUUCAAAGAAUAAAUCUGGUAAAACAGCACUGCAUCUUGUCUCUGGAAAAGGUUAUGGCUUUCACACAACAGUCAUCCAGAAACUGAUUGCUGCUGGAGCUGACGUCAGUGCUCAAGAUAAUGACGGUAACACGCCCCUGAUGAUGGCUAUAAACGCAGGAAGUGAUAUCUCACUACUACUCACAGCCGGGACAGAUGUCAAGUUAAAGAAUAAAUCUGGUAAAACAGCACUGCAUUUUGUCUCUGAAAACGGUUGUGGCUUUGACACAAUUAUCAUCCAAAAACUGAUUGCUGCUGGAGCUGACGUCAAUGCUCAAGAUGAUAACGGUAACUCGCCCCUGAUGAUGGCUGUAAAGGAAGGACGUGAUAUCUCACGACUACUCACAGCUGGGGCAGAUGUCAAUUCAAAGAAUACAUCUGGUAAAACAGCACUGCAUUUUGUCUCUGAAGGCAAUCGUUCUUUCCGUUCUCAAAAGCCAAUCAGUGUUCACCAUCUGAUUGCUGCUGGAGCUGACGUCAAUGCUCAAGAUAAUGUUGGCAACACAUCUCUUCACAUGUGUAUAAUGUAUAAAGAUUACCAGAAUGCCAUGGUAUUAUUGAACAAUCCAGGGACUGACGUCAGUAUUACAAAUAGAUCUGGACAAUCGGUGUUGCAUCUGGCGGACGCGGACGAAGGGUUUCCAGGGAUAGGGGAACUACCACAAACAUAUCAUUUUAUACGUCAAUAUUCCCAGUAUCAUCUGGAGUAUACGAAAACAGAACUGGUACGGGCAAUCCUCAGCAAGAAUCCCGAUCUCCAUGCUCAGGACAAACAAGGCAGAAACCCUUUGGAUAUUGCAAAAACGUCAAGCGACAAAUUGCAUGAGAAAUUUCGGAUGUCAAAAGCUAAGCGUUUAUCAACAAAAACUAUAGAGACAUUCAAGCCGAGAGACAGCACGAUCAGCUUACCAAAAAAACUUAAACAAUAAGUCUGGAGUUUUGGUAUAUGUUCUACCAAAAUCAUGCGAUUGUUGCAGACAGUAAUCGUUUCAAUGAUGUGACAGUUUGUGUACAUUUAGCUGUCCUUACAAUUUACUGCUGAUUAUCAAACGUGCUUUAAAAGAUAAAAGAUGAAUGAUUAG